CUUUCCCCUUCUUUUCAGAAUGUUUCUUUCUACAAACACCUCUUACUUAUUGUCCGCACAAUCAGCAUCAGCCUCGCAAGUCCUCCUCAGAUUUUUGAUCGGCUUUCUUUACAAUACAAUCAACAAUGCGUUUCACAGUGAUCCUUGGAAUGAUGGCUGGGCUAGCCGCUGCGCUACCUAGAGAGUCGCCACUUGAACGUAGACAAUGUUCGGUACAACAUGAUACUUGCUGUAUUCAAACUGGAACUUGUCAGACUUGCUAUUAUGGGACCGAACCUUAUCAAUGCAAUUGUCAAUGUCUUCAGUAUGGGGAUUGCCCUUGCACUGAAUAUGAUAAUGAUACUCAGACAUGUCUGAGCUGGUAUGCUCCAGCCGGAGGAUGUUAAACCAUCACAAACCUCGGAAAGAGAAAGGUGUUAGUGUGCAAGCCAACGUCAUAGUGCUGUCUGGUCCUGGAGUUU
Molecule: messenger RNA, 461 nt
Organism: Talaromyces proteolyticus
Lineage: Eukaryota; Fungi; Ascomycota; Eurotiomycetes; Eurotiales; Trichocomaceae
Exons: 2
Coding region: 126-386 (86 amino acids)
Source: RefSeq, a predicted model, not a curated record